Molecule: messenger RNA, 2875 nt
Organism: Sebastes umbrosus (honeycomb rockfish)
Lineage: Eukaryota; Metazoa; Chordata; Actinopteri; Perciformes; Sebastidae
Gene: fignl1
Product: fidgetin-like 1
Exons: 3
Coding region: 378-2276 (632 amino acids)
Molecular function (GO): ATP hydrolysis activity; ATP binding; microtubule severing ATPase activity
Source: RefSeq, a predicted model, not a curated record
GUAGUUUUGGGGUCCCGUUCCGAUAUUUCCAAAUAACUUACUUGCUCAGUUUAGCUUCUUUUAUUAUUUAAAUAUUUUCAUCCUAAAUCAACGUUUUGUCAGAUUGAAUGCGGAUAAACUUAUGGUUCGUUUUGGCUGGGGUUCCUACAUUAGAUGAAAGCGAGCCUGAAAGUCUAGUUUAGGUUUUACGAGAACGAAUUGGGACGUGACCGGAAGUCGUACUAAAAAAAAGAAACAGGCGGCGGGAACAACUCAACUGCGAGUUAAAGUACAGCAGCGUUAACAACAUUAUAAAAGCCUUGUGUAUGUAGUGAGUAGCACCUCUUUAUUUUAUCAUAAUAUCAGAAGAUAUCCCUAAUAACUGGAGCAGGCCAGGCAUGAGUGGAGCACACCUGGACGAAUGGCAGAGGAGGUCCUUUGACAUUUCAUCUGGCAACUGUACACCUGAACAGACGGCCGAUGCCUACCGGGCCCACAUCCUCUCCAUUCAGUAUGCAUGGGCAAGCUCCCAGCUCUCUCAGGCCGGCAUGGCCAGCCUGCUCAGGACCUACUCGGAGCGCUACGCCGCAGUGCUUGACUCGGAUGACCCCCGCACAGGGCUUAACAACUAUGCAGACAGCGCGCUGCAUCUGGCCCGCAGUCAGAGGAACUACAGUGACAAAUGGGAGUCGUCGCUGACCACGGAGAGUGUGCUGGAGCUGCCCUGCGUGCAGAGGAUGAAUCAGGCAGGGACGGGGGGAGGAGGCUCCCUGGUGGCACCUGGAGAUGUUAACAUACCUGUGGGACAAGAGAGCAGGUCAUUGUUCAAACCUGUAGGUCCACCUCAGCCUAAAACAGAGGUUAAAAACAUAACCUGUAAUCCUGCUACUACUUUAGAGAGGCCAAGAGGCUCUGAGGGGAUGUCGGGUAAUCCUAACUCGUUCUCCCGACCUCCAGCCCGACCACCGUCUGCCUUUAGUCAUUCUUCUUCAGUUCUUCCACAGGGAAACCCCAGCCCUGCAGGGGGCACACAAACCUAUCAGUCCUCCUUUUUCCCCACCUCCAACCCAUCUAAGCGGAAAAAUGUUUACAACCCAGAUGGAGGGGAUGGUGGCAGGGGGCAACACGGAGGUCAAGCAGGCAGUGACCCGCGAGCUGGAAGCAACUUUAAAACGGCUCGUGAGCAGUUUUUUGUUGAUCAACAGAGAAAACACUCCAACCAGCCCCAAAGAGGUCAGCCCGCUGGGAUGGCAGCAACUCUGAAGAAAUCUCUGGGUGCCAACAGGCCUCGAGGCACAUUUUCUAAAUUUGUGUCACCUAUUCCAAGACAGGAAGAGGAAGAAGAAGGAGGGGUGAGCCGUAAUUCCAAUCAGGAACCUCAGAUCCUGGAUGAGCGUCUGAAAAACUUUGAGCCAAAGAUAAUCGAGCUGAUCAUGAGUGAGAUCAUGGACCACGGGCCUCCUGUUUCCUGGGACGAUAUAGCAGGCCUGGAGUUUGCCAAGACCACCAUAAAGGAGAUUGUGGUUUGGCCUAUGCUGCGCCCUGACAUCUUUACUGGCCUCCGUGGUCCCCCCAAAGGCAUCCUGUUGUUUGGACCCCCAGGGACGGGAAAAACUCUGAUAGGAAAAUGCAUAGCGUGCCAGUCAGGUGCCACCUUCUUUAGCAUCAGUGCUUCAUCGCUCACAUCCAAGUGGGUGGGUGAAGGAGAAAAAAUGGUGCGAGCCCUGUUUGCCAUCGCCCGCUGCCACCAGCCUGCUGUCAUUUUCAUUGACGAAAUUGACUCGCUGUUGUCUCAGCGGACAGACGGGGAGCACGACUCAUCGCGUAGGAUAAAGACCGAGUUCUUGGUUCAGCUGGAUGGAGCAGCCACGGCAGCCGAGGACCGCAUCCUGGUGGUGGGCGCCACCAACCGGCCUCAAGAGAUAGACGAGGCCGCCCGACGACGCCUGGCUAAGAGGUUAUACAUCCCCCUGCCUGAAGCAGCCGCCCGUCGGCAGAUCGUGAUUAACCUCAUGACUCAAGAGAAGAACCAGCUGGGAGAGCAGGAGCUGGAGAGCGUGGUAGCCGCCACCGAGGGCUUCUCAGGGGCUGACAUGACUCAGCUGUGUCGAGAGGCAGCGCUGGGGCCCAUCCGCAGCAUCCAGCUCAGCGACAUCGCCACCAUCACUGCAGAUCAGGUGCGACCAAUCCUCUACAUCGACUUCCAGGAGGCCCUGAAGACGGUACGACCCAGCGUCUCAUCAAAGGACUUGGAGCUGUAUGAAAACUGGAACAAGACUUUUGGAUGUGGACGUUAAGCGCGGCUCCUCGUCCUGAUUAUUCCUCUAUGGAUGUUGUUUUGAACUGAGUUGAGAUAAACAUUUCCGCUCUGGAGAAAUCCAUACAUCUAAAAUAUUUUCUUUGUUGCAGUGGGUGGACAAAAUAGCAGGAGCACUUCACACUAUUGCUGAAAAUAAUGGCCUCCCAAUUGGAUCAACAACUCUGUGACAUAGUCUCACCCAAAAGCCCCAAAAAAUAAUAAGCUUCACAAAUUUUCUAAAUGCAGAGAUGUGUGUUAGAUUACAUUAUAUUGAGCAGGUGUUUCUGGUAUUUUGUCCACCGAUUGUGUCCAACACAGUUUGACUGUUUUUGUUUGGACGUUCAUUUUACUGUUGCCUUGUGGUUCAGUGUGAGCGUUAAGCACCAUGUUAUGUGUUUGAACAUGUGUUGCAGAUGAAGCAGUGAUCUCUGUUUACAUUCGUUUUAUAGCGAUUAGCAUCCUUUUUGUAAGACUUUGAGGAUGAACAUUUAACAUCUAUCUCAUAUACUGUAUGUCAACAAUUGCUCUUGUUUGUUACAAUUAAUUGCAUUGCCAAAAUUGUGUUGUUUUUUUCUAAUAAAUUGAAAUGUUGCCCUC